This is a messenger RNA of Oxyura jamaicensis (ruddy duck), 1232 nucleotides long. RefSeq names its product mitotic spindle organizing protein 1 (gene MZT1). The transcript is spliced from 3 exons. Bases 72 to 290 code for a protein of 72 amino acids. Gene Ontology annotation, cellular component: interphase microtubule organizing center; centrosome; gamma-tubulin ring complex. NCBI's taxonomy places the organism in Eukaryota, Metazoa, Chordata, Aves, Anseriformes, Anatidae. The record is from RefSeq and is a predicted model, not a curated record. Gene Ontology annotation, biological process: gamma-tubulin complex localization; mitotic spindle assembly; microtubule nucleation by interphase microtubule organizing center.
GGCCUGCCGGCCGGCAUCACGUGGUGUGGGAGGAGAAGCUUCCGCUUCCGGGUGGGUCUCGCGCGGUCGCCAUGGCGAGCAAUGCCGCCAGCCUCAACGCCGUGAGGGAGACCAUGGACGUUCUGUUUGAGAUUUCAAGAAUAUUAAACACUGGUUUGGAUAUGGAGACUUUGUCUAUUUGUGUGCGGCUUUGUGAGCAGGGCAUCAAUCCAGAAGCAUUAUCUUCUGUUAUUAAAGAACUGCGUAAAGCUACAGAAGCUCUAAAGGCUGCUGAAAAUAUGACAGGCUGACGUGGAAGAAGCCUUCUGCAUGAGAAGAAUUCAAAGUUCUAGGGUUAAUAGAUAAGAAAAUUGAUUGCUGUUCAGACAUAGAGUGAAAUUAUGACUGAAGGUUUCAGAAUAUUUCUGUAAUCUUCUUGAAAAGGAUGAUGUAUAGAACAGCUUUGAGAAGUUUUUUCAAAUAAGAUAGGCCCAACAAUAUUUUUAUUAUUCUUUAAUACUUGGUUAUUUUUGUGAACCAUGUGUAAAUAUAGUGUAAUCCCUCUUUAGCAUCCAGUAUUUUUAAACCAUGUCAGGUACUGAACACUUGCUGAAAUUGCUAGCAUGUUCCAGUGAAUAUUAUGAGUAUAGCUGGUUAAAGUGGCCUUUAGAAGUGCUAAUGUAUCCUGUUUUUACUCCUGUAUUUGUAUAAAACAAUGUGGACACUUUCAUCUGUGGGCAAGAUAGGAAUUAAGCCCCUCCUGACUUGAUUGUAACCAGAGUACCAGCGAUGACUUAAGUGAUUUAAAUCUCAUUCUGAAAGUAAGAAAUAAAGCACUUUUAUAAUGAAGAUAAUUAAUUGUCAUUUAAUUCACAUUGCUAUAAGAAGUGUUUUUAACCUGUGUAAAAAAGGAACUUUGACUUAUGCAGAUAUCUAUGUAAAUUUGAAUUCUGUAUGACGGGAUAUCAUACAGAGUUUAAAUCUUAUUUAAUUUACGCUUGUUUGGAGUACUAGACCUGAAAAUAUUAAGUCUGUGUUGUUACUUCUGACUCAAAGCAUAUAUGGAAAGUAUAAGAUUUGGUUGUGAGUCUUCAUGCUCAUUUGUUGAAGGAAUGUCUUUAUAUUCAGCACUAGGAAUCUUCACUGAUGCCAAAACGAGUCUUUAUAGUGCAUAUAAAGUGAACUGUGGAGCAUAUUAUCCAGUGAAUGUCCUUGCAUCCAGGAAAUAUACUUCAUUAAAAAAAAAAAAAAAA